Actinia tenebrosa (Australian red waratah sea anemone) is the source of this 1697-nucleotide messenger RNA. Its product is annotated as galanin receptor 2a-like. Gene Ontology annotation, molecular function: G protein-coupled receptor activity. The record is from RefSeq and is a predicted model, not a curated record. Gene Ontology annotation, biological process: G protein-coupled receptor signaling pathway. NCBI's taxonomy places the organism in Eukaryota, Metazoa, Cnidaria, Anthozoa, Actiniaria, Actiniidae. Gene Ontology annotation, cellular component: plasma membrane.
AUGRAUGAAACGGGAUUCCUAGAGAAUGAUUCGCAACAUCSUUCACAUGUAACUCUUGUAUYCUAUAGUACCCCUCUCGCAGGAGARGGAGCUGGAGGGCUGAARAAGUUGCAUGUCGAAGUCAUAGGAUUCAAAGUUGCCAAGAUUCUGUUGUAUGUGUUUAUYCUUGUCACAAGCACCUUGGGGAACUUUCUCGUCAUCUCAGUCAUUUGCCGUUCUGCGAGAAUGCGAACAAAUGCCAGUAACAUCCUWAUACUCAACCUUGCACUUUGUGAUUUGCUAACUCCAUUAAUUAGCAUUCCAUUUGACUUGGUCGUUCAGGAAGGUUCCUAUACUUGGCCCUUUGGUCGAGCCAUGUGUAAGCUUCUUGCACCAUUGRCAACAUUCACGUCCACAUCGUCUUCCUUGACGCUUGGUUGCAUCGCCUUCGACCGCUACCGCGCAUUAUUACAUCCCUUCAAGACGAAACUCUCAAUUCGUCAAAUCAAAUACAUGAUUGUUGCAUUGCAUGGAUUCUCUUUGAUAGUUGUUGCACCAUAUACGGUGUUUCUAGAUACUGAAGAAGGCAACAGCUGCAGCGAGUUAUGGCCUGAUUUUGMCUAUCGUAAGGCAUACACCAUCGUUCUUUUCAUGACUCAAUAUGCUCUUCCUUUGCUCUUCAUGCUUAGUAUCUACGUCCUCACAGCCACACAAAUGUUCAAAUCGAGCGCCAAGCUACAAAGCAUACUAGUGCCAGAUAAUGAGAKACACAAGAUGACUCUAAAUCUAAGAGAAAGCUUCACUAUAAGGAGAGAAUCUAAUAAGAAGCUGUCAAAAAUGUUUGCUACUGUUGUCGCCGUGUUUGCCAUCUGCACCUUCCCGAACGAGGUUUUUUGGCUUUGGUCUGACUUUGCUGGCGGACACAACAGUGAAAAUGYAUUUUAUGCAGCGAUAAUUUGUCACUGGUUUAUUUAUGCCAACAGUUGUUUAAACCCAUUGAUAUUCUAUUUGUACAACAAGGAUUUCAAUCAUGGUUUCCGAAGCGUACUAAGGUAUAUAUUCUGCAAGAAAGAAAAAGACAUCGAACGACUUCAUCGAGUUUGGAAAGACAUUAAACAUGACCGCGACACUUUGAUUAACAAGAUMUGCAAAGCUGAAAAUAAGUCAACUAUAGAUGAAAUAGUACCACAGCUCCCAAUAACCGCUUGUGGGAGAGAAAAAGAAGAGUUCAGUGCAUGAUUAUCGUAUCAAAACCAGAUUAAACAAAAACAAAAAAACUCCCAGAACACAAUUAUCUUUACCGUUAAAAACCUUUUACGUACAGUGGAGAUUWUUGUGUUUAAAGAUUAUGAUAUCAACUGUUUUCCCUGUGCUGAAAACGAACAAACUGGGCGCAAGACUUCAAAUGGUUUAAUAUUCGUUAGAAAUUGUUAUAUCUUAUUAUCAUUAUUUUUUUGCCUCUUUGCUUACAGCCUCAUUUCUCAUUUACUAUUUUUUCGUGGACUUCUACCAGCUCACUAGAUACACUGUGCUGACGAGGCCCAAUACCGGCCGAAACAGCUGUCCACGGUUUCUAGUUGAGCUGGCUCAUUUUUACGCGACUUGAAAUUGUGAAAGGCCCAUUGGCCCUCUUCUUCAGUCGUUUCAUACAAGGCUCGUAAUUUASCUAUUACGCAUGUUCUUUUAUGGGUUUGGUAGGAUUGGGUGGUUAGCAAGGA